Molecule: messenger RNA, 420 nt
Organism: Penicillium coprophilum
Lineage: Eukaryota; Fungi; Ascomycota; Eurotiomycetes; Eurotiales; Aspergillaceae
Exons: 3
Coding region: 1-420 (139 amino acids)
Source: RefSeq, a predicted model, not a curated record
AUGGAUGCCGCUAAUGAUCAGGUCGCUCGACCAUCCUUGCCACUUGACGUCGUGGCUCACAAUACCACCGUGAUACUGAGCGGUGUGCUUCUGGGAGCACUGCUUGCGUUUGUUGCUUCUCACCUGGGCUGGCUGCGCCACCAUGUUCACCUGAAUGACCGGUUGGUCAAUGCAAUAUUUCCUCUUGGGCCGCAAUUCUUCUUCUUUACAUUGCCUCUAUGGUUUAUUGUGGCGAGUGACGUGAAGGCAACUAGUCUGACUUAUCCAGCAUUCAUUAGGGAAUACAGUACUGCAAUUUAUCAGUCAGAUGGACACCCGGAGUACAAUGCCAUUGAGAUCACCCCAGCUCAAAUGACCGAGACACCAGAUGUUGACAAAGUUGAACUUUGCACUGUCACCGUGUUUCAGAUUAUGCAAUGA